Messenger RNA from Microplitis demolitor, 1136 nucleotides. It is a transcript of the gene Awh, whose product is annotated as LIM/homeobox protein Awh. Gene Ontology annotation, molecular function: DNA-binding transcription factor activity, RNA polymerase II-specific; RNA polymerase II transcription regulatory region sequence-specific DNA binding. The transcript has 6 exons. The coding region runs from base 74 to 1060 and encodes 328 amino acids. Gene Ontology annotation, biological process: regulation of transcription by RNA polymerase II; neuron differentiation. The record is from RefSeq and is a predicted model, not a curated record. Gene Ontology annotation, cellular component: nucleus. Lineage: Eukaryota; Metazoa; Arthropoda; Insecta; Hymenoptera; Braconidae.
AAAAAUUAUAUUUUUUUUAUUUAACUUGUUGUGAUAAAUAAUUAUUCAGUAUUUAAGAUAACGGAUUAUUAAUAUGAAGACUGAGGGAGAGGAGGUGGUGGGCGAGGGAGAAUGCGAAGCAACAAGAACGACGGGUACGGCGACGGGAGUAACGACAACGGGAAUGAUUUCGGACUUGUCACCUGGACCGGGAGUAAUGGAGUGCGGUGGAUGCGGUGAACGAGUCCGCGAGAGAACUGUCCUGUGCGUCGGCGGGAGAACAUGGCACUCGAGGUGUUUAAGGUGUUGUGCAUGCGCCAGGCCACUUCAUGAUCAACACUCUUGCUUCCUUAGGGGGAUGAGACUGUACUGCAGGCACGACUACGCUUUAGCAUUUGGUGCAAAGUGUGCAAAGUGCGGGCGGAGUGUAAGCGCCGGUGACUGGGUGAGAAGAGCAAGAGAAAGAGUUUACCACUUGGCUUGUUUUGCGUGCGACGCUUGUUCACGACAACUCUCUACUGGCGAACAAUUCGCCUUGUUGGAUGCACGAUUGCUAUGCAAGGCUCACUAUCUCGAUGUCGUCGAGGGCAACAACACCUCGUCUGAUGAAGGUGGUGAUUCCGAAAGUGGACAUAAAGGUGGCAAUAAAGCUAAACGAGUAAGAACGACAUUUACCGAAGAACAAUUAUCUGUUCUCCAAGCAAAUUUUCAGUUAGACAGUAACCCCGAUGGCCAAGAUCUUGAAAGGAUAGCACACGUAACUGGACUCAGUAAAAGGGUCACUCAAGUUUGGUUUCAAAAUUCGCGAGCGCGACAAAAAAAACAUUUACACACGGGGAAAAUGAAAGGACAACAUUCUCAUCAGUCUCCGCCAAAUUCCUCAGCUACAACUGGUGAUUUUGGUAGACAUAUCAAUCUACAUUUGACUUACUCAUUCCAACAUCAGCAGCAACAUCAACACAGCCAAGGACAUCCCAACCAACUGAGUCCUGCAGCAUGCAAAAGCCCAACGCCUUCAAUGUAUCAUAAUCAUGCCAUUGACGAUUACAGUAUUUUCAGGCUCGGAACAGUCGAUGGAUGAACUUUCACAAGACUCUAUGAUGCUUACAAUGUCCAAUGAAGUAUAAAAAAUGAAUCACUCCCAUAUCAAUUGAUUA